AUGGCGCUGCUGGCUAUGCUGACGCUGGAGGCCGUGGCGCUCUUUGGCUUUCUGUGCGCUUUGUUCAACGUCCUGCUGCCGCUCUCGGGUGUCCUCGUACGCUCGUUGCUGGUGGAUGUGCCCCAGCAGUGGCGAAAGUGGCUGCUGCAUCGCGCUCAACAGCGUGAGCUGCAGCGUCUCCAGUCUCGCGUCGACGCUUUGGCGUCCAAGAAACGAAUGGAGGAGGGACGAGAGACUCGGCGGCGCUUGCGAGCUCCGAGCGCGAAGAGGAGGCAGGCGGCUUAG
Hyaloperonospora brassicae is the source of this 285-nucleotide messenger RNA. Lineage: Eukaryota; Oomycota; Peronosporomycetes; Peronosporales; Peronosporaceae. The record is from the annotation of a GenBank genome assembly.